AUGGCAGUUUCCAGUGCUAUAAACAUUCGUCCACUUUUUGCCGGAUAUCCCUUUCAAGGUCAGGGACGCGUCAACCAAUUGGGAGGUGUAUUCAUCAAUGGACGCCCGCUUCCCAAUCACAUUCGCUAUAAGAUAGUGGAGAUGGCGGCCGCCGGAGUCCGUCCGUGUGUCAUAAGCCGUCAGUUACGUGUCUCUCACGGAUGUGUCUCCAAAAUACUCAAUAGAUAUCAAGAGACUGGAAGUAUACGUCCCGGAGUUAUAGGAGGCAGUAAACCACGAGUUGCCACUCCGGAGGUCGAGAAGAAGAUCGAAGAAUACAAGAAAGAAAAUCCGGGUAUUUUCAGCUGGGAAAUCAGGGAUCGACUCAUUAAAGAAGGAAUUUGUGACAAAAAUACAGCUCCGAGUGUGAGCUCAAUAAGUCGUGUAUUACGUGGAAGUAAUAGAGGCAGUGAUUAUAGAAGUGGUAAUGAAAGCGAUGUUUCAAUUAACGAAUAUUCUGUGCGUAAAGACCACAGCAUUGAUGGCAUAUUAGGCGGACGGAGUGGCGAUGACUCGGAUUGCGAUUCAGAGCCGGGAAUCCCAUUGAAGCGAAAGCAGAGGCGAUCGCGCACUACAUUCACUGCCGAACAGUUGGACGAACUCGAGAGGUCUUUCGAGAGGACACAAUACCCCGAUGUCUACACUCGCGAAGAGUUGGCACAAAAGACCAAAUUGACUGAAGCGAGAGUACAGGUUUGGUUCAGUAAUCGUAGGGCGCGUUGGCGUAAACAAGUCGGGGGCUCACAAAUGAGUUCUGGCUUUAUGUCAACACCCCCUCCAAUACCCUCGUCUUCGAGCUCUAGUAUUAACAUCGGAUCAUAUUCUCAAUCAAACAUUGCAUCCCAUUAUAUGGAUGGACCAGAAUUUGCACACAACGAAUCUGGUUGGACUCGGAAUAGUCACCAGAACUUUGGGCCUUCAGUUCAACCAUCAUUUAUAGCAUCACAUCAGAUGACAGCUCAUCCCAAUUACACGAACGAUCAUUUUAGUCAACCGAUGCUUAAUAUACUGAAUACAAAUAAUAGUGCCGGACAUCCAACUAAUGCAUCCAACAAUGAAUUACAAUACAGCGGUCACAACGCCGGCGAUGGCAUAGCGCCCACUCAUUGGUCGUCGGCGUCGUUGAGUUGUGCCCGAAAUAUAGCCGACUCUACUUCUUGGCCUCACACUCACUCCGCUUUCGUCACAUCUAAUGCCGGCUAUCAAACCAAUUCAUAUUUC
Messenger RNA from Medioppia subpectinata, 1260 nucleotides. Lineage: Eukaryota; Metazoa; Arthropoda; Arachnida; Sarcoptiformes; Oppiidae. The record is from the annotation of a GenBank genome assembly.